Messenger RNA from Vespa mandarinia (Asian giant hornet), 1537 nucleotides. RefSeq names its product L-dopachrome tautomerase yellow-g (gene yellow-g). Lineage: Eukaryota; Metazoa; Arthropoda; Insecta; Hymenoptera; Vespidae. The record is from RefSeq and is a predicted model, not a curated record. Gene Ontology annotation, cellular component: extracellular region.
ACGGAUAUUACAUUCGUAUAUUUGUAAGACGUCGUGAAUAUUUAUAAAGGAUAAAAUUCUUAAGUAAAAAUUUAUAAGUUAUCAUUCAUCAAUUUGUGGAGAAUAAGAACAAUAGAAAUUUUGUUUUGAGAGAGAGAGAGAGAGAGAGAGAGAGAGAGAGAGAGAGAGAGAGAGAGAGAGAGAUCAACGAAGUAUUUUUAUUAUAUAUCCAAGGCAAAAAUCAAGAUGAAGAGGCUCCUAAGGAGCAUAGUCUGUCUGACAAUACUAGCAGUAAGUUUUUCAACAGAAAUUAUCGACAAACAAUUGUUACCAGAAUUAUCAUUCACUCUCAAUGGACACAGUCUUGAGUGGCCUUGUCAGAGCACAAAGAACAUUUACGAGACAAGUGGUCGUUACGUGGCUAGAAAUGUAAUAUCAACAAGGAUGCAAAUUUACAAGGACGAUGCGAUCCUAGCUCUACCACGUUACAAACCUGGUGUACCAUUUACCUUGGGUGCUGUAUCAUUGAAAAGUAAAACCUGCUCACCAAUGAUACUGCCGUUUCCUUGUUGGGCAAUACAAGAAGAAGGUAAUUGUGAAGCUCUGCAAAGUGUCAUUGACAUUGUACUCGAUAUUCAAGAUAUUCUUUGGGUUCUUGAUACUGGUAUCGUUAACACGAUGACUCAACCAGUUAGAAGAUGUCCUGCUAAAGUAGUUGGAAUUAAUGUUAAAACUGGCAAGGUAGUUAAAAUCAUUGACUUAAGUCAAUUUGUACUUCCAUUAUCCCAUCUGCAAUAUAUGCUCGUUGACUAUGCAGAAGAUGGCCAAGUUUACAUAUAUAUUUCUGAUGCAAUAAACAAAGCUAUCAUUAUUUAUAACGUCACAGCAGAUCGUGGAAACAGAGUGGUUCUACCAAAUACUGUGUCUACCGAUUUGGAUAAGCCCGACGUAUUGUACAUGGUUCUUGUUCGAAAAUCUGAUGGUACAUCUGUCGUAUACUUCACGUACCUAGGAUCUAACAGACUUUUCGGUAUUAGAGCCACUAAUUUGAGAAGUGGUGAUCUAAAUGGAUCAAUCGAAGAAGUUGGUCUAAAACAUCAGAAAAUUGUUUUACUUGGUAGCGAUAAUGGACCGGCCAUUUUCUUCCGAAACAAAGGUGAAUCUGAUAUUUAUAUGUGGAAUACGGAAACACCGUUCAUACAAGAUAACUUCCUUUUAGUACAAAAAGAAGGUGAUUGUCGAUUAUCGACACAAGUUGUACCUGGCUCCAAAAGACUUAUGUGGACCAUUGAAAGUAACUUCCAGGAUUAUAUAUUGAACACAGUGAGCUGUGCAGGUGCUACAGUUUCUAUUCAUCCUUUAAUGAACUCCUGUGAAGAAUAAAUGGAUUGACCGGACAAUAAAAAGAACUAUAAUAUACGAUUAUCGAUCAAAUACAUCGUAGUUUUAACAUAAACAACAUCGUAUGCUUUCAAAGAAAAGCUAAUCGUCAUCAUAAUUUUCCUAUUUAGGAAAAAAAUAAUAAUUUAUGUACAAAUAAAACUUAUGUGCUAUAUAA